AUGACAGAUGACAACCUGACGGAGCAGUGCGACUGGCUCAGCGGCGGGAACCGAACUGAGCCGCGCGUAACGGAGCUGCCGGACGCUGCCAGCUGCCUCUUCCUCUCCGUCCUGCCUGACGGAGAAGCAGUGCCAGCGCUGGUUUGUGUUUUUGUGCUUCUGACUCUCUUCUCGUUUCUGGUUAACGCUUUUACGCUUUUCGGAUUGGAGCGCUCCGAGGACCUCUCCUGGGAGCCGCGCGUUGCUCUCUUUUACAAUCUGAUUUUGAGCGACCUCUUGCAGACUGCCACGCAAGGUCCGACGGUCAUCCACUCACUCAUCCAACGCAGGACGAUUGCGUUCAGCACCUGGUGUCACGUCCAGUACUUCGUGGGGACCGUGAGCCUUUUCUCCAGCCUCCUCACCAUCACGUGCAUGGCGCUGGAGCGCUACUUCUACGUGUGCCACGCCAUUCGCUAUCUGUCCAUCCUCACUCAGUCGCGCCUGCGGCUAAGCCUGUGCCUCAUCUGGGGCUACUCCAUCUCCGUCACCGCCACCAAUAUGUUGUUGCUGCUGCAAACCGGGCAACAGAAUGAGCAGGUCACCAGGGGGUUACUGUGCGAGCCGGACAUGAUGGAGCAGUACAUGGGAUUCCCGCGUGCACCUGCAGUCUUUCGCAAACUCACUGGCUCCUUUACUCUGCUGCUGUGCCUGCUGGUCUACGGGCUGUCCUACAUGAGGAUGUACCAGGACGCGCGUAAAGCUAUGAUACCGUUCAACAGGAUCAACUCCAAAGCGCGUAAAACCGUGUUGUUCUACUGCGCCAUGCUGUUCCUGCAGCUGCUGCCGCUGCUGCUCAAAGUCACCUCGGACGCGCUGUGGGAGGUGGAGGGCACCAGCGCGAUGAUCGCCUCCUCUCAGGAGAAGCCGUCCUCCUCCACCACGGCGGCCGUGCUCCACAUGUCACUGUUGGUGAUGCUGUUGGUGCCGCCGUGCAUCAACCCGCUGGUGUACGGGCUGAGGAACGUGGAGAUGAGGCAGGCGCUGUUCAAACCGCUGCGGUUCUGUUUGGAGAGGAGAGGCGCGGCAGAGUGCAGAUUAGAGGAGAUGAGAGUUGACAUUGUGCUUAACAACCGAUCUCAGUGA
This is a messenger RNA of Centropristis striata (black sea bass), 1125 nucleotides long. RefSeq names its product olfactory receptor 2AG2. The coding region runs from base 1 to 1125 and encodes 374 amino acids. Gene Ontology annotation, biological process: G protein-coupled receptor signaling pathway. Gene Ontology annotation, cellular component: membrane. Gene Ontology annotation, molecular function: G protein-coupled receptor activity. The record is from RefSeq and is a predicted model, not a curated record. NCBI's taxonomy places the organism in Eukaryota, Metazoa, Chordata, Actinopteri, Perciformes, Serranidae. The transcript has a single exon.